AUGAAACUAUUUAUGAAAUAUUUCAAAUAUCUUAAUGUUUAUCACAUUUAUAAAGAAUUUUUUUAUCUUAAUCAACGAUAUAAAAGUUUAGUUGUUAAUAGAAAUUUUUCAAUUCAAAUAAAUAUCACAACAAUGUCAAAAUUAAAUUUUGAUAUUUAUCAUAAAAAUAUGAUUAAAUCAAAUAAAUAUCGAAUGAUUUAUGAUUAUAUUCAACUUGAAACAUUAAUUUUUGAUAAUAUUGAUACAAAAUAUCUUAAUAAUAUUCUCAAAUAUUUAAUUUAUUUACCAAAAUUAUAUUCAUUAAUUUUUAGUCUUAUUGAUUAUAUUCAAAAUCCAAGUAUUCUUUUUCAUCAUAUCGAAAUUAAAAUAUUGUAA
Messenger RNA from Rotaria sp. Silwood1, 375 nucleotides. The record is from the annotation of a GenBank genome assembly. NCBI's taxonomy places the organism in Eukaryota, Metazoa, Rotifera, Eurotatoria, Philodinida, Philodinidae.